Ochotona curzoniae (black-lipped pika) is the source of this 1590-nucleotide messenger RNA. RefSeq names its product UDP-glucuronosyltransferase 2B14-like. Gene Ontology annotation, molecular function: UDP-glycosyltransferase activity. Bases 1 to 1590 code for a protein of 529 amino acids. The transcript is spliced from 6 exons. Lineage: Eukaryota; Metazoa; Chordata; Mammalia; Lagomorpha; Ochotonidae. The record is from RefSeq and is a predicted model, not a curated record.
AUGUCUGUAAAAUGCAUUUCAGUUCUGCUACUGUUACAGCUGAGCUGUUGCUUCAGAUCUGCGGACUGUGGAAAGGUGCUGGUGUGGCCUAUGGAGUACAGUCACUGGAUGAAUCUAAAUGUAAUUUUGGAUGAACUUGUCCGGAGAGGUCAUGAGGUGAUGGUUCUGAGAAACUCAGCUUCCAUUUUCCUUGAUCCUAGCAAAUAUACUGCCAUUCAAUUUGAAACGUUUCCUGUAUCUUUCACUAAGAAUGACCUGGAAGAUUUUUUCACACAAUGGGUCACUAAUUGGACAGAGACAGACAAGGACUCAUAUUGGAAAUAUCUCCUAGCACUACAAGACAUCCUUGCAGCUCAUUCUGACAUUUAUGAAUAUCUCUGUAAAGAAGCAGUUUUGAACAAGCAGCUGAUGGUGAAACUACAGGAAUCCAAGUUUGACAUCCUUCUUUCAGAUGCCAUUGGUCCAUGUGGUGAGCUGCUGGCUGAGCUGCUGCAAAUCCCCUUUGUGUACAGUCUCCGCUUCUCUCCUGCCUACACUAUGGAAAAGUACAGUGGAGGACUUACAGCACCUCCUUCAUAUGUGCCUUUGAUUCUGUCCGAUUUAAGUGGGAAAUUGACAUUCAUGGAGAGGGUAAAAAAUAUGCUGUCCAUGCUUUAUUUUGACUUUUGGUUCCAGACAUUUAAGGAGAAGAGAUGGGAUCAGUUGUGCAGUGAAGUACUAGGAAGACCUGUUAAAUUCUAUGACCUGGUGAAGAAAGCUGACAUGUGGCUCAUCCGAAGCUAUUGGGACUUGGAAUUUCCUCGCCCAACCUUACCAAAUGUACAAUUUGUUGGAGGGCUCCACUGCAAACCUGCCAAGCCUCUCCCCAAGGAGAUGGAAGACUUUGUGCAAAGCUCUGGAGAAGAGGGAGUUGUGGUGUUUUCUCCGGGUUCAAUGUUUGGUCAUGGGACAGAAGAGAGGGCCAAUGUGAUCGCAUCAGCCCUUGCCCAGCUUCCACAAAAGGUUCUUUGGAGGUUUGAUGGGAAGGAACCAAAAUCCCUAGGACCCAAUACUCGAAUCUUUAAGUGGAUCCCUCAGAAUGAUCUUCUUGGUCAUCCCAAAACCAGAGCGUUUGUAACUCAUGGUGGAGCCAAUGGCAUCUAUGAGGCAAUCCACCAUGGCAUCCCUAUGGUGGGCAUCCCUUUGUUUGGGGAGCAACCUGAUAACGUUGCCUACAUGACAGCCAAGGGAGCAGCUGUGAGACUGAACUGGAAAACCAUGUCAAGUGAAGAUUUGCUCAAUGCCUUGAAGACAGUCAUUAAUGACCCUUCCUAUAAAGAGAACGUUAUGACAUUAUCAAGAAUCCACCACGAUCAGCCCAUGAAGCCCCUGGAUCGAGCAGCCUUCUGGAUUGAGCAUGUCAUGCGCCACAAAGGAGCCAAACACCUUCGGGUUGCAGCUCACGAUCUCACCUGGUACCAGUACCACUCUCUGGAUGUGAUUGGGUUCCUGUUGGCCUGUGUGACAAUCAUUUCUUUCCUUGUCAUAAAAACGUGUCUGUUUAUUUGCCAAAAGUUUGUAGAUACAGGAAGGAAGAAAAAGCGAGAUUAG